Molecule: messenger RNA, 2043 nt
Organism: Colletotrichum acutatum
Lineage: Eukaryota; Fungi; Ascomycota; Sordariomycetes; Glomerellales; Glomerellaceae
Product: universal stress protein family
Exons: 4
Coding region: 1-2043 (680 amino acids)
Source: RefSeq, a predicted model, not a curated record
AUGUCGCACCAACCCAUGAGCAUGGAGGCCAUGCUCGACGAGGAGAGAAGAGAUGUUCUGGCCUUGCUCGAGGGUACCGCUGCCAGAUCCAACUGGAACACUGGCUCGCCCGUCUCUGCACGCUCGCCAUCGCCCUACACAACGCCUCGCUCGCCCGUACGAAGUAUGUUGGAUAUCGGCGCCGAUGGAGGUUCAAAGAGCCCGCGCCUCGGAAACGCCGUACCGGUGCGCAGCAUGUUGGAUAUCAGCGGUCCUCCGGCUCCCGUUCGGAGUAUGCUCGAUAUCAACACCUCGGCUCCAAAGCAAGCUGCCAGUGCCGGCCCCAGUUCUCCAGUCGAAUCUCGCGCGCCUCACCCGAGAACCUUUUCCGAUUCACACUCCCAAAAGCCCAGCUUUGGCCCGCGCGCCCCAAUCAAUCGAAUGGAUCCGACACUGGACUACCAAUUCUCUGAUAUCUCUACUAACAAUAUCGGAACUGCUAUGCCGAAGCGCAACACACAGGGAAAGGCGCUGGGUGUGAAGAAGCCGGGCGGCGGCGCCAUGGUCGAUGUCAUGCGCGGCAACGAGAUCCCCGGCAUCAUUCUUCCCGGCGACAGAGCCCGCCACGGCUCUAUUGCUAGCAAUCCCGUCAUGGGUGCGAGAAGCUCUAGCAGAGGUCAAGCCAGCAAAUCCAAGUCUCCUCAUGGCAGACUGAGCAUGCGCUCCCGCUCGCCCAAUGUCAGUGGCCGGCUCCAGCAGAUCCCUGGAACUGCCAUUCUUGAUGACGGUCGGGUGGUGGACAUUUCAACCGCCUACCGCAAGCUAUCGGACGCGAAUUUGGCAUUCUCAGGCGGAGGCCUCUCCGGACUGGCCGGACGCAAGAAGUCGAGCGCGGAUGAUGCCGGACUUGGACGUCUUACCAAGGACUAUCUCAGCCCUGAUGGAGAGGAGCUUGAAGACAGCAGCGACGAUGACGCGCACAGUGACCGCAAGACGCUCAGUCUACUUGCCGCGGCCGAGGAAGAGCGCCUGGCAGUCAGCUCUAAGCAACCUCAAUACAAAUACAAGUCAUUGUUAGACGAACCUUCCAUCACACUCACCAAGCCAGGCGGCGAGAAGUCAAAAUCCAAAGCAGGCAUUCGCCCGACCACGGCGUUCGACAACGAGCCAGGCUCGGGAAUGGCGUCUGCUGUGAACUCGGACGAUGAGGAGGAGCUCAACGACAUCAAGCGCGCACAGAGACUUGCCUUCUCACGGACAGAAACCCUCAACAACCCCGAGUUUUCACGAACUCUACGCAUCAUCAUGCGCGGCGAGUUUGAUCAAAUCCAGAAGUCGGCCGAAGAGGAACAUCAUAGGUUGAGAAAAUACCUGGUGGCCACCGAUCUCAGCGAGGAGUCGACACACGCCCUGGAAUGGACUAUCGGCACCGUUCUGCGAGACGGCGAUACUCUCAUCUGUAUCUACUGCGUCGAUGAAGAGACUGGUAUUUACUCGACCGAGGGAAUAAUGGUCCCCGACGAGCGUGCCGCGCAUCAGGAACAAGCAGCUGCUAUUAACGCCAUGUCCAGCGCCAAAUCACCGCCGCCAAACAUGACCAGCGCCCCGCCUUUCCCUCACCUUCCGCGAGCCUCGGCCUUGAACAAUAGCGACUCCUCUUCGCCGGCACCGUCCAGUAGGGAGCGCGGCCGCGCUGAGGAGGAACGUCGUCGUGCGGUUAACGAUAUCCAGGAAAGAGUCGAGCGGCUGUUGCGAAGGACUCGACUUCAAGUGCGAGUGAUUGUCGAGGUCAUUCACUGCAAGAAUCCAAAGCAUCUCAUUACCGAAGUGAUUGAUAUUGUCAGCCCUACGUUGGUAAUCCUGGGCAGCCGAGGCCGUAGCGCUCUCAAGGGUGUGAUUCUUGGCUCGUUCUCCAACUAUCUUGUCACUAAGAGCUCGGUGCCUGUCAUGGUGGCGCGAAAGCGCCUUCGCAAUAAGAGCAAGUACAAGAGAGGGCCUCUCAAGCAGGUCAAUGACCUGAACAACCCGGGAACCAAGAGCCUCGCCAACGCCAAGGUCGACUAG